Cylicostephanus goldi is the source of this 321-nucleotide messenger RNA. Lineage: Eukaryota; Metazoa; Nematoda; Chromadorea; Rhabditida; Strongylidae. The record is from the annotation of a GenBank genome assembly.
AUGUGUGUUUCUAUUUCCGGUCGCACCCUUUCCGAGCUUGGACUGGAGGCUCCCGAUCGAGACACAGGCAUGUUUCUCAACAGUGAUAUUUUGAGAGAAAGAAGUUACAAUGCUGAAGAGCUAGCAAGUUUCAUUGAAGCUAACAAGCCGCUUUUGGUGGGUGAUCAGGAGCAAGUGCAUGAUGUUGUGAUGGGAAUGGUAACGAGAGGUUCUGGAGGAGUGCUCUUUUUAGAUGCUCCAGGAGGAACAGGAAAAACGUUCCUCAUCAACCUCUUGCUGGCAGAGAUACGAAAGGAGGACGCGCAGCUCAUUCAGCAUUGA